Molecule: messenger RNA, 3403 nt
Organism: Racocetra fulgida
Lineage: Eukaryota; Fungi; Glomeromycota; Glomeromycetes; Diversisporales; Gigasporaceae
Source: the annotation of a GenBank genome assembly
AUGGAAUUUUUCUGGAGAGGUGACCAAUUAUACGCGAGACACGGUCCUGAUGGUUCCAAAAAUCUGAAAUGGACCACUUUCGAAAUGAAAUUGAGAACACCCGGAGAAGAGAUCGGUCAGCCACAAUCAAUUGUAAUCAGAUCUGAUAUUAAUAAUAAAUCUCCAAAAGCGCUACCAUCUGGUAACUGUCCAACAGAAGUGGCAUCUGUAUGCCUCCAAAUUGCUAGCGGAAAUUUGGAGGUGCGAGUCCAAGAUGACUUUUGUGAAGAAAUGGAAAGGCUAACAAAGAAAAAACCUCCAAAUCAAACAAAAAUACAUAUUCUUCUUCCCAAAUACAAUGAUUCCACAAUGGAUGAAUCUUCUAAUAUUUUCAAGGAUUUAUUACCAUUCCCUAAGCAAGGAAGAAUAUUUAUAGGUUUCCAAACACAUCAAACCACCGGUUGUUCCAUAAAUGUGGCUGCUCGUGUCAUCCCAACGGUUGAACGUGAAUCAAUUGACUUGGUUGAACCAACUCUUUCCGUAUACAAUUCAGAGAUGUUAUGUUCUGCUGGAAUAUUAUCUCGCUUGUUAUACGAAAAUGAGAUGUACCAAAUUGCGCAAAAGUUAACAUCUGAUUGCGAGAAACGUGCAGCGCAUGUACUCGCACAUUUUACUUUCGGAAGUAGUACCCCAAAUUCUAAAGUGGCAGAGAUAAUUGAACAUCAAUUUUUCGAUUGCUGUUCUUCAAAAUUAUCUUUAUUAUCCACUAAUGGAGUCAAGGCCAUAAACAUGAUACGGAUACCUGACCCAGAGAUGGCUGCAUUUAUAAAAACCGUUUCAGUUGUGCCGGAACUCGUGUUUAAGCAAUGCAACUUGUUCUUUGAUAGGGCGGAAUAUGUAUUAAAGCUUAUCGAAAAAGCGUCAAUAAAUGAUGUAUUUGAAGAAUUGAAAAGACAAGAAAAAUUUUUACAGUUUGCUGUUUUACGUGUUGAAACGAAUGUUUUACCACUGAAAAACGUUCAUUAUUACCUUAAUAUAAAAACAAUACCUCCAGAAUCAGAUGUUCCAUUUGAUGUUUUACCAUAUUCUGUCAGCAAGGCAUUUAAACUUAAAGAAUUGCAGAAAUAUUUUGGAAACUGGACAGAGCUUCCCUUGGGAAUUUGGGCGAAACAUAUCCUUAGAAAAUAUAAAUUAGGAAAUGAUACAGCCUUUGCGGAAAAUUUUAUAGGAAUUCUUUCUCAAGGUUAUAAAUCAAUGGACAGUGAAUCUCGGAUUAGUAUAUCCAAAUUACUUUCUCAAAAAUCAUGUAUUCCAACUCAAUUUGGCCUGAAAAGGCCAGUUGACACAUAUUUUCCGGAAGUAACUCUGUUUGAUGAUUUGCCAAUAUUUACUAUGAAGGAUGUUUCUGAAGAUUUUUUCGUGCAAAUGGAAGAGAAUGUUGAUUUAAAUAAGACAAAAGCCAAUGUUCGAAGAUAUUUGGCAAAAGAACUAUAUGCUCCAUUUCCUAUUAACAGAUGUCUUAGAUUGCCAGUAAUCUAUUGGAAAGGUAAUUGGAUUGGGAAUUCAGAUGAAGCUUAUUCAAAACCAUCAGAUUGCUUUUCAAAUCCCGAUUGUAUGAUAAUGGGAUUUAACGCUUUACGUAAAGAUUUGCGUAUUAGAGCCGAAGAGUUGGGCAUUAGACAACAUCCUAAUGGCAAGCAACUAUUGAAUGGAUUAUCGAAUAAUCUUCCAAAUAGUAUAGAUGAUGCAAAAAUGUUUUUCAACUAUUUGUCAUCGCGCAGAGGUGAUUUUGAUCAUGAAGAUUGGAAAGUGCUUAGAAUUAAACGAGAGCCAUCCUCUUUGGAUUUAGCUGAAUACAUUGUUAGAUCUUCCCGAGAUUUCUGGAAUCGUAUGGAUGAGGAUUCUUAUAUUUCCAUCCUCGGAACGAUUGCAUUUAAUUAUCUUUCAAUUUUUAAAGAGAAACCUGCCUUGCUUAGAGAAAUGAUGCAAUCACCAAUCUUGUUGGGUAGAAAAAAGUAUGGUGAUUCUGAACGUUAUGAAUUAGCAUGCGCAAAUGAAAUCUUUAUAAACGAUAAUGAUCGUUAUCGGGACAUGUUUAACGCAUUAACAUGUCAAUUUAUGGAUCAAAAAAUGGAAGAAUUUUAUAAAUGCUUGGGAUGUCAACCACUUAGUUCAAAAGUCAAGAUAACACAUGAAACUGAAGGCACGCCAACAUCUUCACAAAUUUCUGAUGAAGUUUUAGAAAGACUAUUGGAACGAGUCCCUUGGUAUUAUUCAAGUAUACCUAAUGACAAUAUUAAGUGUGAAGUGAAAUGGAUAGAAAAAUUAAAGGUUAUGGAAGUUGACAGAGUAUAUGUCACUUAUGAGCUUACAACUAACAAUAUGAUCAAUAAAGAAGAAGGUCGACCACCAGAGGCGAGACCACCAACCGCAGAACCACCGACUAAAGUCAGGAAAACAGAUCCAUCUGCGCCCAUACCUAAUAACGUAUUACAAAAUUUAUUACGUGACGGUAUCAUGUCUUGCAGGUCAAAUUUUCAGGAUUCCGUCUAUAGUCCACCAACAGUUAAUUCAGUACCCGAAAGUCAUUGUGAUUCCGUGCCAGAAACGUCAUUAAAAUAUGUUAAAACCGAGGGUGAGAUUGAAAUUCAUGUUGCAAGUAGUAUGGAUCCAUCUAGUAUUAAAUCUGAUAACAUGACAAGAUUUUUGAGAGAUUUUAUUAGAGUUCUUGUCAAUGUUGCCGAAAUUUUUGAAAUUCCACGAAACAAACUUAAUAUAUUUUAUGAUCUUGAUUCAACAACGUUUUUCUUACAAUCAUAUGCGAAAACCUUUAUUCCAAAAUUGUUUGAAAAACUUGGUGGGACUUUUGGGGUCGGAGCAUUAGGUACUAGACUAAGAGUGUAUAAUCCGUAUGCUGAUGCACUAAAUAGAACUGCAUAUAAUCCAUAUGCUGAUACACCAAGUAGUACACCAAGCAAUACAGUUUAUAAUACAUAUGCUGAUACACCAGGUAGUACACCAAGGAGUACAGUAUAUAAUCCAUAUGCUGAUACACCAGGCAGCACACCAAGAAGUACAGUUUAUAAUCCAUAUGCUGAUACACCAAGCAGCACACCAAGAAGUACAGUUUAUAAUCCAUAUGCUGAUACACCAAGUAGUACACCAAGAAGUACAGUUUAUAAUCCAUAUGCUGAUACACCAAGCAGCACACCAAGAAGUACAGUGUAUAAUCCAUAUGCUGAUACACCAAGCAGCACACCAAGAAGUACAGUGUAUAAUCCAUAUGCUGAUACACCACCAAGUAGUACACCCAAUAGAACAGUAUAUAAUCCAUAUGCUGAUACACCAAGCAGUACUUCAAGUAGUACAGUUUAUAAUCCAUAUGCUGAUACACCGUCAAGUAACACACCAAAUAGUACAAGUA